Messenger RNA from Teleopsis dalmanni, 2041 nucleotides. RefSeq lists its product as uncharacterized. Bases 278 to 1762 code for a protein of 494 amino acids. Lineage: Eukaryota; Metazoa; Arthropoda; Insecta; Diptera; Diopsidae. The transcript has 3 exons. The record is from RefSeq and is a predicted model, not a curated record.
GUGACACUCCACAUAAUAUUCAUUUUCAGCGUAGACCAAAAGAACCAUUUUUGAUGUGCUCGUAAUAUUACAUAACAUGGUCCUAAUAAUUUCAAAAAAAAUAUAUUAUAGGUGUGGAUAAUAAGAAUUAUAUAUGGACACAUAUUCCUUGAAAAAUUGUGUCAAAUUUAAAAACUGUGACGUGUUCGACAAUUGAAUGUCAAAAUACAAAAUUUUACAUUUUCUCAUAAUUCAUUCUGCAGUCGUUUCGUUCUGACUUAAGCGAUUUCCUUUAAAGAUGGAUACAGAUAAUCAACAAAUCCAAACUAAUAUUGUGUCUAUCAUUCAACGUGGUCAUGAGAUUAAUUCACGUGCAACAAAUGUGAGUGCAUCAGAAGAAAUAAUUCCAGAAGCACCUGAUAAUGGAACUGCAGUGUUGACUUCUGCAGUCAUAGCUCCACAAAAUAACCAAAUCCAAUUCUCGACUGAGAAAGAUUGUGUCAUUUUAGAUGCUGGUGCUGUUAAUUCAGACGGAGCCACUGAACAUGCACUGGAAGAAUUAACUCCAGAAGUGCUUAGUGAUCAAACUGAAAUGUUAAAUUUUGAAAUCCCGAUCCAAAAACAUGACCAAAACCAAUACUCAACUGAGAAGGAUUGUGUCCUUUUAGAUGCUGGAGAAGUCGAUUUACACGGAGCCACUGAACAUGCACUGAAAGAAAUAGCUCCAGAAGUACUUGGUGAUCAAACUGAAGUGUUGAAUUUUGAAAUCCCGAUCCAAAAACAUGACCAAAACCAAUACUACACUGAGAAGGAUUGUGUCAUUUUAGAUGCUGGAGAAGUCGAUUUAUACGGAGCCACUGAACAUGCACUGAAAGAAAUAUCUCCAGAAGUACUUGGUGAUCAAACUGAAGUGUUAAAUUUUGAAAUCCCGAUCCAAAAACAUGACCAAAACCAAUACUCAACUGAGAAGGAUUGUGUCAUUUUAGAUGCUGGAGAAGUUGAUCUACACGGAUCCACUGAACAUGCACUGAAAGUGUGGAGUGAGAGGGAUAAUUCCAUUCUACAAUCUGGUGAAGCCCAGACCCAAAUUAAUAACGAAAAGCCAUACGCCACUGUUGAAGUCAAUGCCUUUCCACAAGUUAGUGCGAAUAAUCCAUUUGCAGCAUGUGAGAUUGCAUGGCAAAAAAUAGUUCAAGAAGCACUUUCUGAUGAAAAUGAAGUACCGGACAAUGAAAAUGAACUAUACGGGAACAUUGAAGUCUGUACAAUUCCUCAAGCUGUUGAAGUUAAUCUACAUUCUGCAAACAUGUGUGUAAAGGAAGAUAUGGUCCAAGAAGCAUCUGUAAAUCACAAUGAAAUCUUAACUACUGCAGAUCAACCCAAAAGUGAAGACCAAAAGCAAUAUUGGACUGGAAAAGACAAUGCCAUUGCACAGGUUAGUGCGAUUAAACCACUUGCAGUCCGUAAGGAUUUAUGGCCAGCAAUAGCUCAAGAAGCAGUUGUUGAAGACGAAAAUGAAGAAUUGACCACCACAUCCAAAGUUCAAAAUAAUAUUUCAAACCAAAACGGACUAAUUACAAGAAACGCUAUUCCACAGGCCGGUACAUCAGACACAUUUAUUGCAGACAGUCAUGCAAGGGAGGAAACAUCCAUUUAUCAUAAUAUGCAAAGCAGCGUUGGUACAUUUAUUAUUCCUGAACCUCGUCCACGAAUUUGGACUCGUAGGGAUACUCCAGUUAAGAUUUGCAAUAAUCGUACAGCAAAAAAACCUAGAAAGAAUUAAAAAAAUAUUUUUAUUAUGUUUAUGUGCGGCAAGCCCUACAACUCUCGACUUUGGUGGGAUCUUUUGCGAACGUCUUAAUUCCUAAAGCAUCGAUCGAUGUAUAUAUGAUAUUCUAAGUACAACUUGGAUGUAAUACGCUGAAACAUCAGCUCACAUUAAUAAGAUGCAAAAUAAUACACAACUAUAUUGAUAGGGAAGGCCGAACAUUUUUUAUAUUAAUUUUAAUUUUUAUUAUUUGCGUUUCAAUUGGAUUGAAUAUUUAAUUAUAUACUAAAGAAA